Xylaria bambusicola is the source of this 1850-nucleotide messenger RNA. RefSeq lists its product as uncharacterized. The record is from RefSeq and is a predicted model, not a curated record. NCBI's taxonomy places the organism in Eukaryota, Fungi, Ascomycota, Sordariomycetes, Xylariales, Xylariaceae. Bases 215 to 1456 code for a protein of 413 amino acids. The transcript has 2 exons.
UAAUUCAAUUGGCACGCUUCUGGGUGUUGUUGGUGAUAAGUGCACAUCUGGUCAUCUUGAAGAGCAACGACGCCAACGUCUCACUAUACUUUGUAAUCCUGUAUAUAUAGGCGAAACGAGGAAAGACGAUAAAGAGAGGAGAGGGUGCUAAGAAUCCAUCCCUCUGGCUGCUACUGCCGCCAUUGGUCCUCUUCUUCCUCGUGCAUGCACGGACAUGAGUAGCGACGGCAGUGCCGCCGUCAACACGGUGGGAUCGCUGCUAGCCGUCAUCGCAAACGCUAUUCAGGAUGCUUUGCGCGUCCUCAUGUUCGCCGACAAGCGGGCAUGGGGGCCGCCUGAGUUCGAGCAGUUGCGUCUGCUCGAGGAGGUGCUCGAUGAGGCGAAACGGGACUUCCAAGAGCUCCCCGCGCUCGUAAAUGGGCGUUUCUACUACGAAAACGAUCGCAAGGAGGACAGUCUCGAUGAGUUACAGGAAUUGUACACGCGCUUUCAAGAGCACUCUCAGAAUCUGAAGUCCUGGGUACGGGCUGGUGGGCCUAUAGAACCGGAAUGGUCAACAGAGACACGUUGGCUGAGACGAGAGCUGCACCGUACUCAAUGCCGUGCGGUACGGCGUAUUCACGAUGACCUCGAAAGCUCGUCCUCACGGCCGCGGUGCCUGGGCGCCUUAAUUGUGGGGCGCAGUCAGCAACGACAAGCGUCCCAAACUCCUACUGAUCAAACUGACACUUCCACGCCGAGGCAACAAAGACAGCAACGGCCGCAAAUGAGAGUUCCAACAAGGAUAGCAACAUCGGCGACAUAUCCGGACUCAAUAGCCAGCGGCGAGAUCGCAGCCUGCAACUCAACAGGCACAUUCCAGCGCCUGGGACCCGGGAAUCAGGAUAUCGCUUUCGUCUGUGACUUCUGUGAUGGAUUCCUAGUAUGGGAGAACCUGCGCUCAAUGCCAAGCACAAGGCAGCACCCAGUGACCUCAUCUGCCAGCUUAGUCGAACACUGGGCUGCGACAGGGUUCACGCACCCUCGCUCGCACCUACAUUCUAAUAAAUAUCCUUCUGCCUUUGGACAAGACUCCGAUGUUGAGCUCCAAGAGGGGAGAAGUAAUCCAAACUUCCUGGCCACGACAACAGGUCAAACAACAACAAGGGAGCUAAGAUUAGUGACCGAGAUGGAGAUGGAGAUGAAAGGAGAAGAGAAGACCGUCAUCUUCCCGCCCGUCGCCAUCGCGAACCAUCUUCCACCCGACCUUGGCGAGUGGCAGGCCUCCCUUCUCUGCCCUCUCUGUGACGAAUACUACUAUGAGGAACAGGGUGACGAUGACAUGGAUCGUAUGCGGUAUACACAAGAUGAACGCGGAUUCGAGUCCGUUGCCACGCUGCAAGAGCAUCUUGAAUGGACCCACGGCAACCUCCUAGGGAACGUUGCACCCAAGACUUCGAGCUGCGGGAUCAUGUAGGCGCCCCCCCCUUCCCGCUCAUUGUGUAUGGGAUAAACCCUGCCGUGAAAAUGCAUGGCUUAUGAUGUGAUAACGAUCUUUGACGACAUGAUUCCCUCAUUUACUCACCAAAAAACAAGACUGGAUGAGGGAAGAAGAAAAAGAAAGAGGGAGAGAGAGAAAGAGAGAGACAUUCUUCUGAUUAGUUGUUUGGAACGGUUCUCUCCCCUCUCUCUCUGUCUAGGUUUAACCUUGUACAUAUUAAUCUUAGCCUGACGAUUGGGAGAUAUAGGCAGCAAGGCGUUUUGGUCGGGUCAAGGUGCCUGAAGAAGGAAAUCAAAAUCCGCGAAUGCGAAUAUUUUUGCGCGCGCGACUCUCGUAUAAUAUGCAUACACAUGUGCAUGCAUCUGUAUCA